Schistosoma rodhaini is the source of this 2976-nucleotide messenger RNA. The record is from the annotation of a GenBank genome assembly. NCBI's taxonomy places the organism in Eukaryota, Metazoa, Platyhelminthes, Trematoda, Strigeidida, Schistosomatidae.
CAGAUAUUAACCAAGAGGUUAGGAGCGCACUAUCUAACGCUAUGGAGGUUGGUGAGAUUGUGGAAGAGUUGCAAGUUUUCGGGCUUGUCGCUGAUGAUAAGGUCGUUCUUGAGAAAUUGAGUUUUUUGGGCGAAAGGUGGGGCUUAAAUGCUAGUACCCUCGUGGAAAAAUAUGUUGCGUUUCAAAGGAAUACCGAUUUACCUGAUCGUAUUUCACAAAAAAAUGUUGAACUUUUUGAUAGAGAGACGUCGGCUAAACUCGAUACCUCUAAAAGUCGGACACCCAAAUCACAUGUUACAAAAUCUGCAAAAAGCUUGUUGACAAAAAAUAUGUUGCAAGAGUUGAUGGUUGCGGAAGCCUGUAGUGAUCAAAGAGAUCUGUUGAGUUCCUACGGUGUAUCAAAGGAAUUAAUUCCUGUUUCAACUGCACGAUUAAUUCCAUCAAACAAAGAAAAUGAACCUGAACUUGAGUCCCAUGAAACGCAGCUAAUAGCGUCUUAUCCUUCAGAAGUUGUUGCGUCGCUUAUCUGUAAUGGUAUAACUGAUUUCAUUGACUGGACUCCAACUCUGCUGACUACCGGAACCCAUGGAAACCGAUACAUGAACCAACACACCCUAGAAAAUGCAGAGAUUAUUGACAACUGGACAUGGGAAACUAUCAAACGUGUUUUGAGUAACAUACCUGAAGGAUCAUUAGUUGAAGGCGAUCAGAAUAUUCAACAAUCUUCUCAACCUACAAAUCGCGACUCGUUAUCGUCACUAAUCAGUAAAAAUGAAUGCUCUCAACCAACAAGAACUGAAACUUCUACACUGGAACGUACAACGGUGUUGAGACCAGUUUUUUCGCGUGUUCUAGCUCCAUCUCUUAUUCCUGGAAGAGUUUCUGCAAAAUUAUCAGUACCUAUAAAAGGAUCUAAUGAAUCUUCUCAAAUCACUGAGAACAAUAAACCUAUAACUGAAACCAAAACUCGUCUACACGCAUCAAAUGUUGCAUUAGUUGGACUUCGCCGAGUCGAACGCUCAGGAUCCGAAACUGAUGCCGUACAUUUGGACUUGGGAUUUUCGAAAGAUCUAUCUUGCUAUUCUAUCUAUUCAGGUCAACCACUUUUGAUUCGUGGUGUCAACCCUACCGGUCAUUCGCUGGGUGCAAUGGAAAUUUUCCAGAUACCUAUUUCAAAACCCCCUUUUAUCAAUCCACAUAAAUGCUCUGGGAACCUGCAUAUUAUGGUGGCCUGUGGUCCUUAUACUCUCUCAAAUUCACAUGAUCCUACAGGCCUUUUUAAUUUAUUGCGUUGCGUCAAACAAUCUAAACCCCAUGUUCUCAUCCUUCUUGGACCGUUUGUCGAUUCAGAACAUCCUGGUAUUCAGUCUUAUUCUGAAACUACUUACGAAGAAUUAUUCCAAUCUAGAGUGAAUAGUGUCAGUGAAUGGUGCAGUCAUUUAUCUGUAAGGUUGAUAAUUAUUUCCUCCUGGAGGGAAUUACAUCAUGAUCCAGUGUAUCCAACUCCACCUAUCGACAAGUCGUGGAUAGAAAAAACACCACAUCUGUUAUCAUCAUACGAAAAAGUUCAUUUCGCUCCUGAUCCAUGUCUUUUCCAAAUUGGGGAAUAUGUUUUUGGUCUAACUUCGGUUGAUGUACUUAAAGAUCUUAGUUGUGAAGAAAUCAGUGCUGGUUGUUCAGGCAGUGAUAGAAUUACUCGUUUAUGUCGGCAUAUUCUUGCCUCAUCGUCGUUUUACCCUGUACAUCCCCCUGACGAUGGUUUACCACUUGAUUACCCUCUAUGGAGUCAGUAUGCACAGUUUUCGGUCACGCCACACUGUUUGAUUUUACCAUCUAAAUUGCGUCAAUUUGUAAAGAAUGUAGAUGGCGUGCUGUGCAUCAAUCCUGGAUAUGUAUCAAGAGGAGAGGCCUUCGGUAGCUAUGCUGAAAUUGUCGUCAAUGGGAAUGAAUUUUCAAGUUUAAGUGAAAAUAGCAAUGACAUUAACUCAUAUAUACCGGACAACUUAUCACCGGAACAUUCUAGUUCCAGUAUAUGUGGUCGUACAUCUGUUUUAAUUAAACGCCUUUAGCUCAACUUAAUUUUAGAUAACAUAUUUAUUUUUAAUGCAAACUUGGUACUGUUUUGACUUCGUAUUUUUCUAUAUGCUCAGUGUAAAAUGCUUUCCUUGAUAGAAUAUAUUUCAGUCAAUCGUUUUAUAUCAUCAUGUCAAAUGAUUAACUUAUCUUUAUCAACUCAUUUGUCAAAAGUGUUCUGUCUUUUCCAUGUGUUUAAGAUAACUACAGAUAAAUCAAGAGUCCUUUAGAAAUUUCCAGUUGUUUGAAUACCCUUAAAAACAGCUCCUCAUUAUUGAGUAUAAUUCAUUUUGCUGACAAUUUAACAUCGAAUAUAGGGUGAUUUAUUGCAACUAUAUGGUCUGGUUUUUAAAUUAACUAUAAAAUCUGACUUAUUUCCCUCUAGUUUUGUUUGCAUAAUGAAGUUGCUAAUAGUCUCUCUAAUAUUGUUGACUAUUGCGCUAACCCAAAGCACCAACAAACAAAAUGUCCGUACUUGCCUUCACCAAUGCGCUCAUUACAAACAACAGCAUAUAGCUUUUCUAAAUAUUUGCCUCGUUCUUUCCUACUGAGUGUAUUUUAGUAAUAUUUUAUUCUUACUUUCAAAAUUGUAAAUACGUAAUACUGUUUAAUGAAUAUAUACGUAUUGUUGGAAAAUAUUUUUCAAUUUCUAAAACAAUCCAACAAUUAAGCACUAUGUUUAUCAGUAUACAAAUAUUAUAUAAUAUCGUACAUUCGUUUGUCUUUUGUUUCCCAAAUCUUUGUUGCACCCCACCGUCUUUUUUAUUUCGUUCAGUAUCUCAUAAAGUUUUGAUACUAUGAAGUUGCAUUUGUGUAAAUGUCUCUGAAUCUCUAAGAUUCACUUAUGAAGAAUGAUUAUAAACUCCUCUCACUUUUAAUGUCUUAAACAUCCUUUAUUUGUGA